Molecule: messenger RNA, 2454 nt
Organism: Phalaenopsis equestris
Lineage: Eukaryota; Viridiplantae; Streptophyta; Magnoliopsida; Asparagales; Orchidaceae
Product: cellulose synthase-like protein G3
Exons: 6
Coding region: 146-2290 (714 amino acids)
Biological process (GO): plant-type primary cell wall biogenesis; cellulose biosynthetic process
Cellular component (GO): plasma membrane; trans-Golgi network
Molecular function (GO): mannan synthase activity; cellulose synthase (UDP-forming) activity
Source: RefSeq, a predicted model, not a curated record
AAGAAUCAAAUAACUCCAACUUAUCAUUAAAUAAAGCCAAGACAAAUAAAUUCCAGAGCAUCCCUGCUCUUUUUCCCACUCCCUUCCAAAGAAAACUCCAGCCUUCCUCCACCAACCCAAAUAUUCCUUCCUCAGCCCUUCUCCCAUGGCUCCUCAACUCCACACUUCCCAAAUCCAUCCUCUCACAACCCUAAACCGCCUCCACUUCCUCCUCUACUCCAUAUCCAUCCUCCUCCUCCUCUACCACCACACCGCCACCCCUUCCUCCUUCCUCCUCCUCUUCGCCAAUGCUUUCCUUGCCGUCAUGUGGCUCCUAUCUCAGGGCUUGCGAUGGCGCACUCUUUGCCGCCGGGAAUUUCCCGACCGCGUUCCACAAGUCAUUUCCGGCAAGGGUUAUCCGGCUUUAGACGUAUUCGUCUGCACGGCUGACCCAUAUAAGGAGCCGCCGGUGAGGUCGGCGAGCACCGCUCUCUCGGCGUUAGCGUUCGACUACCCUUCCGACCGCCUAUCCGUCUAUGUUUCCGAUGAUGGCGGCUCAGAGCUCGUACUCUUUGCCUUCUUGGAAGCUGCUAGGUUUGCUAGGCAUUGGCUGCCGUUUUGCAGAGGGAAUGGAAUUAUGGAGAGGAGCCCUGAAGCUUACUUCCAGUCCGGUAACGGCCAUGGAGGUGCAGAAGAGAUGAAGGUGAUGUUUGAAAACCUCAAGGAAAGAGUGGAUUAUGCAAUGGAAAAAGGGUGCGUCGAUCUCAGCUUAGUGAGCUCGAUGGAGGAGAAGGAAAUCUUCAAGAAAUGGAAAAAUUUCAGUCGCAUAGACCAUCCUUCAAUAAUACAGGUUCUUUUGGAAAGCAACAAGGACAAGGACAUCAGUGGCAAUCCCCUCCCAAAUCUGAUCUAUAUCUCCAGGGAGAAGCGCCCAGCUUCUCCCCACAACUUCAAGGCCGGAGCUCUCAACGCACUUCUUCGUAUCUCCGAAAUCAUGACCAAUGCGCCAUUGAUCCUCACCUUGAACUGCGACAUGUGUUCCAACGAUCCAAACACGCCGCAGCGAGCUCUCUGCUACUUUCUUGACGACCAACUAUCACCUAACCUUUCCUUCGUCCAGUUCCCGCAGCGGUUUGGCGCCGGACUUAACAAGAACGAUAUCUAUGCAGGAGAGUUCCGGCGGGUUUUCAUCCUCGGUUCAUUUGGAUUUGAUGGAUUGCAGGUUGCCAACUAUGUUGGGACCGGCUGCUUCUUCUCUCGCCGGUCAUUUUAUAGCUUGCCACCGGCAGUCGUGGCUUUUUCUGAUGAAGUCAGGCUGCCGGGUAGUUUACUGAGCUCAGAGUUUGUUUUGCUGAAAGCUCAUGAAGCAGCUAGUUGCAGAUAUGAAGAAGAGCAUAAAGAGUGGGGUUAUCAGAUUGGAUUCAGGUAUGGUUCUCUAGUGGAAGAUUACUACACUGGUUACAGAUUACAUUGCCAUGGAUGGAAGUCUGUGUUUUGUAACCCAGAUAGGCCAGCAUUUCUAGGAGAUGCGCCAAAUAGUUUGAUUGAUGCGUUGAGUCAGUGCAAGAGAUGGUUUGUAGGACUUUAUCAGGUUUGUUUCUCCAGAUAUUGUCCUAUUUUCUAUGGGAGCAGAAAGGUUUCGUUGAUAUUUGGAUUAUGUUAUAUGCAUUAUGCAAUAUGGGCAUCUUGGUGCAUUCCAUUGACUAUAUAUGGUCUUCUUCCUCAAUUGGCUCUUUUCUAUGGCAAACCUCUUUUCCCAAAGGCCUCAGAUCCAUGGUUUUUCCUCUAUGUCUAUCUCUUCUUAGCCACCUAUGCCCAAGAUCUCAUUGAGUACAUGGAAGUCGGUGGAUUAAUUCGAAGAUGGUGGAGUGAGCAAAGAAUGUGGAUGAUUAAAGGUGUCACAGCUUCCUUGUUUGGAACCUUGGAUUUUAUACUUAGCCAAAUAGGGAUCUCAGCCCCAGGGUUCACCUUAACAAACAAAGUCAAAAAAGGAGAAGAAAACAAGCUAUAUGACAAUGGCAAGUUUGUCUUCGGCAUAGCUUCGCCUUUCUUCUUCUCACUGGGGAUUAUAGCCAUUAUUAAUCUUAUAUCCUUCAUUUAUGGGUUCACAGAGGCUUUAAGAAGAGUUGGAGGGUUGGAUGAGAUGCUUAUUCAAUUGUUGCUAUCUGGAUUUAUUGUCGCAAGCUCAUGGCCUGUAUAUGAGGCAAUGUUUGUCAGAAAAGAUUGUGGGAAAAUGCCAGGAAGUGUCACCAUGGCCUCUAUUUUUCUCAGCUCAAUAUUCUUCUAUCUCGGGCACUCAUAUUUUUCAUAAAAUGAUUAGCUCGAUUAAUGUUUUGUAUCUUGUUAGUAAUUUAAUUAUGAACAGUUGAGUAGCUAUUGGAUGAUGUUAUGGUAGCUAAAUAAAUAAGGGAUUACAAAUUAUUUUUGUUGGAUUAGUAAUUUGAAUAAUGUACUCUCUACCGAGGAAGAAAUAAA